Molecule: messenger RNA, 2989 nt
Organism: Blastomyces dermatitidis ER-3
Lineage: Eukaryota; Fungi; Ascomycota; Eurotiomycetes; Onygenales; Ajellomycetaceae
Product: serine/threonine-protein kinase Sgk2
Exons: 1
Coding region: 199-2610 (803 amino acids)
Biological process (GO): protein phosphorylation
Molecular function (GO): protein kinase activity; ATP binding
Source: RefSeq, a predicted model, not a curated record
AUCCCGGCUGACUGUACGGGCGGUUAGCGCACAGUUGCAUCACGUGAUAACGUUUCACUGCCUAACACGAUGAGAAGAGUAGCUUCUGAAGGCUAAAUCAUUUCUGACGACAACUGGUAGGAAAGGGAUGACUACUAAAGUGUCUGAUCAAUCACACUUUCAUCACAAAAUAUUAUUGAACACUCAACACUGCUGGAAAUGGCAGACUUUUCAGAGGACGAUCACGUCGUUAUUCUAAAAUAUCCGUUGAAUGACUCACUUGAUCGAUUACAAAAGCUUCUUCAGGAGGCAGAGCAUCAUUACAACCAUGUCACUAUGGAAAGCAGUGAAGCCUGCCAUGAUGCAGUAUCAAAACUCCUCACCACAUUGAUGGGUGAAAAGUCAGCUUUCCACCUGCGUUCGCCAGCGAGCGAUAAAAAUGUGGCAUCAGAGCUAUCAAGAUUGUUCACCUACCUUCAGAAUGAUGACUUCAAUUACGAACACUACCGCGCACUUAUCCGACUUGUUAUUGAAAAGGCGACCGAUGUGGACAUCUGGAAGGCCGUCCUCGACCUCAUUGUUACCUCGCGAUCGACCCCACCGACGACCAUCCCCCCCUCCUUUGACGGCACCCCAGUCAAAUCCACCUCAUCAUCGCAAAAAGGCUCUGAGCAGACACGUGAGUUGGUGAAUCUGAGAAUCUUUGAGGAGAUACGUGGCUGCACAUUUCGAGGCAUUGAGGGCUUCUUUGACAAGUACUUUGAGGGGAAAGACUGGAGCAGCAAAGCAGAUGCCAUCUGUCAACGCGUGCUGGCCCCAGACAGUGAUGGUAAUUGGGCUCAGUUUCCUGAUCCUCCGACACAGAACAAUGUCCUUACCUGGUGGUUUCGUCUUCAAGAAGACCUUCUCUUGGAAUCACGCGGCAUCUACUACACCACAGCAAGCAAAGCAGAUCUUAUUGGUUCAAAGGCAGAGCGGCAAGUUGACCUUCUUUUGAGAGCUAGAAGCACAAGCCUCUCACAAGGCAAACACAACUGGAGAGACAUCCUGGUAGUUGGUGAGCUCAAAAAAUCCAAGGAGGAGAUCAGGACCAAAGACACCCUGCUGCAGAUGAGCUGCUAUGUGCGUGAUGUCUUUGCCGCCCAGCCCACCCGACGGUUCAUCCACGCAUUCGCUGUCUGUGGGACCAAGAUGGAGGCAUGGAUGUUCGACCGCUCGGGCCCCUACAGCUCAGGUGUCAUUGACAUCUACAAGGACUCAAGACGGUUCUUUCAGAUGCUUGUGGGUUACACCAUGAUGAGUGACGAGGAGCUGGGACUGGACACUUUUAUUGCCAGGGAUGAAGGCAGCAGCAAGUUGAUAACUGUCAGAGGGCGGCCUGGGACUUCAGAGGAAACAGUGCUGCGGCUGGGUGAAAUGCUUUCCUUUCAACAUGCCAUUGUGUGUCGCGGGACCACAUGUUUUCUCGCAGAUGAUGGACAAGUGAAGGGUGUAGCCAAGUUCUCAUGGGUAUCAGACAAGCGGCGCCCAGAGGUGGAGCUCCUUGAGCUAGCAGGUCAAAAAAAUGUCCAAGGGGUUGCAAGGAUUAUUGGCCACAGUACCAUCACCAGCAUCGCUGACAUGCGCUGUGGCCUGACCUUUGACAACAAGCGCCACAACUUCAAAAGCACAACUCCAAGCACAGCCUCCUCAUUUCAUCAAUCUCAGCCGCUCACCGAGCCCGAUCACUUGGAUAUCCAUCAAAAAUCAUCUUCCAGGAAACACAGAUCUCCAGACAAGGGGAUGCAGGCGUCCAAACAAUCGCGUUCCAUCAAUCAGCUGUCAAGAGCCACUCAGCAGGAUAAUGAACUAGCUUUCUCUAUUCAGUCAGUGCAUGAGCCAAGCCUCUUCAACAGGAAUGGAGAGGAACCCUAUGACAACCGUGUCCUCCACUGUCUUGUGAUAUCACCCGCUGGCCGGCCGAUCUACAAGUACAGAUCACCCUUGGAGCUACUCAUGGCACUUCGUGAUGCUAUAAAGGCGCACCGGUCUCUUUAUCUGGAUGGGAACAUCCUUCAUCGGGAUAUUUCUGAGAACAAUAUAAUAAUAAUCAAUCCAGAUAAGGCGGAUGGUCACUCAGGCAUGCUAAUUGAUCUAGAUCUUGCCAAAGAAGUUGGGAGCGCGCGAAGCGGCGCACGGCACCAGACAGGCACAAUGGAGUUCAUGGCAAUUGAGGUGCUGCUUAAUAUUGACCAUACCUAUCGGCAUGAUCUUGAGUCAUUCUUCUACGUGCUUAUCUGGCAAUGUGCCCAUCACGGUUGGGAGUUAAAACCACCACAAACAUCUCAUCAACUUCAAGAAAAGUCCGGAUUUAGUAUGCUCAAGAAAUGGUACACCGGCAACUACGAGGAAAUUGCAACUUAUAAACGAGGCAACAUGGAAGCUGGCGGCUUUGAGCGCAUCCUGAUGAAAGAAUUUCCUCCAUGGUUUGACUGGGUCAAACCACUCUGCAGAAACAUACGGCGCAUACUAUUUCCUCAUGGAGUGGAAGGACUUAUAGUUGGAACACCGCAAGACCCAAAAAGGCUAUAUGAUCCUAUUAUCAAGGCGUAUGAUGAUGCGAUAGCUCUGAUUGAAACCGAAUAUGAAUAAGUAUCAUUUAUAUUAGUUAGCCCGCUGAAUGCAUACCAAAUUAGUCUACAUAACUAGGUUAUUUUACAACUCAAGGCAACAAUGAUUUGAGCCCAGUUUUGUUGCAAACCUCAAAUCAUUCGAAAGUCGUGGUGGAGUAUAGUAUUGUGUAAUGAAAUCAGUCAAUUUGGUAUAGCCCAGAGGAGGGGGUUUAUAUAGUUCAGAAAGGGGCAAUGUUGCGCUAAAUCCGAUCAGGAUGGCGCUAAACCAUGUAAGGUAAUUCCCCAUGGUAUACCUAGGUACUAUCGCAUGCGGCACACGGAUGGUAAUUACGAGUGCCUUAAUUACCUUUCAGCCCGGCUAAAAACCAAUACUACUACUAAUAAGACAAUAAUCCGAA